GACAGGCAGGAUGGAGUCAGGCGAGAGGAAGGAGGCAAUAUAAACACUCGGGGAAUUGGAGUCCCCGCCCGGCUGACCCAAAAGCGGCUCCUUCGACGUUGGAUGAGGCAGUUGUUGGCGAGAUGGAGAAGAACCCCUACACGAUGGCCAAGCUAGGCUUGGAGUUGAAGGAGAACCCCAAUAAGAGGGACUGCAGCUUCUACAUGAAAUAUUUCUUCCUCUUCCUCUCGCUCAUCCAGUUCCUCAUCAUCCUGGGGCUGGUGCUUUUCAUGGUGUACGGCAACUCAGAAGAAAGCGCCAAGCAACACCAGAAAGUCCUGCAGGAUCAGCUCUUGCAAUGCAACAAGAAGGGCCAGGAGCACGGCCGAGAGAUCGGCGACUUCAAGAAGCGGCUCAACGCCAGCCAGGUGGAGGCCAACCUGAACAAGAUCAAGGCCAGCAGCUGCAACAAGACGUUGGUGGCCUGCAACAACGAGAAGGUCAGCAGAGAGACCGUCUCUAACGGGGUUGGGAUGGAUGAUCUCUGGGGGUCCCUGCCAACACCAGAAGCUCGCAUGCACUCAGAGAUGGGCCUGUGUGCCACACGUUGGGGGUGUUUAUUUCAGACACCCUACAAACGUCCCUGUUUUCCAAGGGCAGUCCUGGAUUUACAGAAGCUGUCCCAGUUUGGAUGGAAUAGGACGUCCCUGUUUUCAGGGGAGAAAUAUUGGAAGGGAUGAAAUAGGGCGUCCCUAUUUUCAGGGGAGAAACGUUGGAGGGGAUGGAAUAGGACGUCUCUAUUUUCAGGGGAGAAACGUUGGAGGGGAUGGAAUAGGACGUCCCUAUUUUCAGGGGAGAAACGUUGGAGGGGAUGGAAUAGGACGUCCCUAUUUUCAGGGGAGAAACGUUGGAGAGGAUGGAAUAGGACGUCCCUAUUUUCAGGGGAGAAACGUUGGAGGGGAUGGAAUAGGACGUCCCUAUUUUCAGGGGAGAAACGUUGGAGGGGAUGGAAUAGGACGUCCCUAUUUUCAGGGGAGAAACGUUGGAGGGGAUGGAAUAGGACGUCCCUGUUUUCAGGGGAGAAAUAUUGGAAGGGAUGAAAUAGGGCGUCCCUAUUUUCAGGGGAGAAACGUUGGAGGGGAUGGAAUAGGACGUCCCUAUUUUCAGGGGAGAAACGUUGGAGGGGAUGGAAUAGGACGUCCCUAUUUUCAAGGGAGAAACGUUGGAGGGGAUGGAAUAGGACGUCCCAAAUUUCGAAGGAGAAACGUUGGAGGAUGGAAUAGGACGUCCCUGUUUUCAGGGAGAAACGUUGGAAGGGAUGGAAUAGGGCGUCCCUAUUUUCAGGGGAGAAACGUUGGAGGGGAUGGAAUAGGACGUCCCUGUUUUCAGGGGAGAAACGUUGGAGGGGAUGGAAUAGGACGUCCCUGUUUUCAGGGGAGAAACGUUGGAGGGGAUGGAAUAGGACGUCCCUAUUUUCAAGGGAGAAACGUUGGAAGAGAUGGAAUAGGACGUCCCUAUUUUCAUGGGAGAAACGUUGGAGGGGAUGGAAUAGGACGUCCAUGUUUUCAAGGGAGAAACGUUGGAGGGGAUGGAAUAGGACGUCCCUAUUUUCAGGGGAGUAAACGUUGGAGGGGAUGGAAAAGGGCGUCCCUAUUUUCAGGGGAGAAACGUUGGAGGGGAUGGAAUAGGACGUCCCUAUUUUCAGGGGAAAAACGUUGGAGGGAAUGGAAUAGGACGUCCCUAUUUUCAGGGGAGAAACGUUGGAGGAGAUGGAAUAGGACGCCCCUCUUUUCAGGGGAGAAACGUUGGAGGGGAUGGAAUAGGACGUCCCUGUUUCAUUGGAUGUUAUGUGCUGGCUCUCUCAUUUCCCAAUCCUCUUUUACCCUUUUGCAAGCACUAUUUACAAUCAUUAUAGCAAUAGCUGAACAUUCAGCCCCUUUUUCCCUUUAGCAACAAGAUGUAGGCAGACAAUCUUUCGACCGUCAUGACACAGCUGUUUGCAGAAAGCAUCUGUUGGUCAGUCCUCUGCAAAAUAAGCAAUAACCUUCAGGAGCUGAGGGUCUCAUCAAAACUAAAUCCAGCCCUGGGGGUUGGGAUUGAUGACCCUCGAGUGUCCCUUGCAAUUCUAGGAUUCUUUGAGUCUAUGGUACAUGAUGUUGUGGGAUAUUGAAUUAAUCUGCGGUGGAUGGACACACAAUCUGAGAACGCUUUGAGGCCCGUGUAAAAGUGAUAAGUUUAUUUCGAAUUGUUAUGUUUUUGUGACGUGCUUUCCUAUCCAGUAGUAUUGAGCUCCCACAAGCAGCUCCUGAAUGGAUGAGGUUGAUAUGAAUAAUUUGUAUUGUUAUAAUUUUCUUCCUGUCGGUCUUUCUUCUUUAUAGGGAAUGCCUGCUUGCCGUAAUGGCUGCUGCAUGUUAUAUAUUGCAUUGCCUGCUAAAUAAUAAUGAAUAAUGAUGAUAAGAACGAUAAAGAUAGUAAUAAUAAUAAUAAUAGCAGUAAUAAUAGAGAAAAAGUAAACUAGCCAAAACACAGCCAUCUUUUCACAUCCACCCUUCUCUGAAAUUUUCAGUGCAGUUCUCCUGACAGAGUAAUGUGUCCCCAAAUUCCCGAGAUAGGGCGAUGUUUGCAUCAAAUGCUGGAGAAUAACGUUCAAGGAAGCAUUACGGCGGGGAGUGGGGGGUGGGAAUUGCUUUGCAAAUAAAGAACGAGGAGGAAAAUGAAUCUUAGGCAAAACACACACACAAAAAUGCGUUUGCCGGGAGAAAUUUACGCUGAGAUGCUGAUGAAUUUCCACGAGGGGUUUAAAAGGGUGGCAUGGAUAUGUCGAAAACCGAGCUCAAGAUUGGGGGUGGGGAAAAUGAGAGGAAAGGACCAGUUUCUGCCCCCAUCCCUAUGAAGGAACCACCUGCCUGGAAGCAGGUAAAAUGUAUAAGGACCCGGGGCAUUCCAUCAAAUCCAACUCAAAGAUGUUGAUCACUUCCCCUACCUGGAAAGUUACCAUAUUUUUUGCUCUAUAAAACUCACUUUUCCCCUCCUAAAAAGUAAGGGGAAAUGUGUGUGUGUCUUAUGGAGCGAAUGCAGGCUGCGCAGCUAUCCCAGAAGCCAGAACAGCAAGAGGGAUUGCUGCUUUCACUGCGCAGCGAUCCCUCUUGCUGUUCUGGCUUCUGGGAUUCAGAAUAUUCUUUUUCUUGUUUUCCUCCUCCAAAAACUAGGUGCGUCUUGUGGUCUGGUGUGUCUUAUAGAGUGAAAAAUAGGGGGCCUCUUUCCACAAGGGCCAACAUUGAUGCUGAAAUCCAGCAUCACCUGAGCUCUGUGAGUUCGGCUUUCUCUAGAUUGAAGCACAGAGUGUUUGAGAACCGGGACAUUCGCAGGGAAACCAAAAUGCUUGUUUGCAAAGCUCUUGUACUACCAACCUUAAUGUAUGCUUGGGAAACAUGGACCACAUAUAAACACCAUCUCCAACUCCUCGAAAGAUUCCAUCAACGGUGUCUCUGAAAUAUUUUACACAUCACUUGGGAAGACAGGCGAACUAAUGCCAGUGUACUGGAAGAAGCAAAGAUCACCAGUGCUGAAGCGAUGAUUCUUCAACAUCAACUUCGUUGGACUGGUCAUGUUGUGCGGAUGCCUGAUGAUCGUCUUCCAAAGUGACUACUCUAUUCCAAACUUAAAAAUGGAAAGUGUAAUGCUGGUGGUCAACAAAAGAGGUUCAAAGACUCUCUCAAGGCAAAUCUUUAAAAAUGUAGUAUAAACACCAACAACCGGGAAACACUGGCCUGCAAGCGCUCCAGUUGGAGAACAGCCUUUACCAAAGAUGUCACGGGCUUUGAAGAUGCUCGAACUCAGGACGCGAGGGAGAAACGUGCUAAGAGGAAGGCAUGCUUGGCAAAUGCUCACCGGGAUCAACUCCCACCCGGAAACCUAUGUCCCCACUGUGGAAGGACGUGUGGAUCCAGAAUUGGCCUCCACAGCCACUUACGGACUGACUGCUAAAACUGUGUAUAUGGAAGACAAUCUUUCUCGGCUACUAGGCAUUGCCAAGGAAGACCUGCAAUCAAUUCAUGCUGAUAAACCGUGUUUAUGGAAGACAAUCUUACUCGGCUAUGAGGGGUCGCCAAAGAAGAAGAAGAGCAAUAGCAAUAAGCAAUAAGCAAUACUAAUUAACACUUCUUGUUGUUUAGUCAUUUCCGACUCUUCGUGACCCCAUGGACCAGAACACGCCAGGCACUCCUGUCUUCCACUGCCUCCCGCAGUUUGAUUUAACACUAAUUAAUAGUGAUUAAUAGUGAUCAAUAAUAAUUAAUAAUUAUUAAUAAUAUUUGAAGCUGCUUUCUCCAGUCAGUGUCAGCUCUGCUUAUUUUCCUCAACCACCCCAAAUCGUUGGAGCCUAACCCACCCCUCUCUCCAUCUUCCCCCAGUUAAAAUGCCAUGAGCAGCGAAGACAGGACGCAAUUGCCCAACAGAUGAGCCGGGAAUGCGCUUAUAACUUGUACCUUCUGAAUAUGACGACUCAAGGUAAGAGCAGCCCGGGCCAGGGCACACUGUGGUCAUCUAAAACUGUGCUAUUUUUACUGUUGUUAGCCGCUCUGAGCCCGGCUUUGGCUGGAGAGGGUGGGAUAUAAAUAAAAUUUUAUUAUUAUUAUUAAUCUAGCCUUGAGGCUACGGCUGCUGGAAGUUCGGCCGAAGACAGCUGGUGCCCGCUGGUUCUCUGAAUGAGUCCCUGAAGGCUGAUAAGCCGCAGGUGUACGGUUGGCCAUGCCAGGAACAUAGCUGUCAACGUUUCCCGUUUUUUAAGGGAAAUUCCCUUAUUCCAAAUAGGAUUCCUCGCAAGAAAAGAGAAAAGUUGACAGCUAUGGCCAGGAAAGGCUGCCCCUAGAGAUCCGUGCAAAGCCCAACUGCUGCCGGAAAUCCUGCCGCCCCUGCCCCCCAUAAGAAAUAAUAAUAAUAAUAAUAAUAAUAAUAAUAAUAAUAAUAACAACUUAGUUGGUCUCUAAGGUGCUACUGGACAUUUUAUUUUAUUUUUUAUCUAUUUAUCAUCUAUCUAUCUCUAUCUAUCUAUCUAUCUAUCUAUCAUCUCUUUAUCUUUAUCUCUAUCUAUCUUUCUAUCUAUCUAUCUAUCUAUCUAUCUAUCAUCUAUAUCUAUCUAUCUAACAUCUAUGUAUAUCUAUCUAUCUAUCUAUCUAUAUCUAUCUAUCUAUCAUCUAUCAUCUAUCAUCUAUCAUCUAUCAUCUAUCAUCUAUCAUCUAUCUAUCUAACAUCUAUGUAUAUCUAUCUAUCUAUCUAUAUCUAUCUAUCUAUCAUCUAUCAUCUAUCAUCUAUCAUCUAUCAUCUAUCAUCUAUCAUCUAUCUAUCUAACAUCUAUCUAUAUUUAUCUAUCUAUUUCUCUCUGUCUGUCUAUCUAUCUAUCUCUCUGACCCUUGUGUUUUGGGGGGAUGGAAACAGCCCCUUGCUGCUGUCACUGCACACAUAAACAACUUUUUAUUUUCUUUUGGCAGAUAUUAUUUUCUUUUGGUUAUUUAUUGGUAAAUAAAAAACAACUUUUUAUUUUAUUUUCCACCUAUAAUACCUAACAAAAAAAGCCUCUGGUUUUUUUAAAACAAAAGUUAUUCAAAACUUCUUUUUUUCCAUAUCGUUUUGUCUUUCUCUUCCUUUUCGAAUGUCCCGCAGUUCGGAUCGACUCUCUCCAGGAAAAACUGGCCGCUCUGCAGCUGAGGAGCCAACUGGAGCAAGGUGCCUUGUCCGGCGCCCAGAAAAACCUGCAGGACCAAUUGGACCGGACAGAGAAGGAGAAGCAAGCUUGCGAGAUCGACCGGCUGGGAGACCAGUCGCAGACGCAGACCUACCAUAACCUAGCUUCCCAAGUCCUGUCCAAACUGAAUCCCGUCCCUGAGAACCUGAGAUCAUCCUUUGAGCAGGUCAUGGCCAAGUUCACCUCCUGCUACCAGGUCGGCAGCGCCCGUCAGGACUUCCGGCUGCUGACAGACACCUUGAGGGACCAGUUUGAGGUGCUGGCCAGGCAGGUGGACCAGAAAGUGAGCAGCGCGGCCGAGGAGAACGGGAGGCUGCAAAGAGAGAAGGCCACUUGCACCCACAGCUUGCAGGAGAAGGAGCGCCAAGCGGGCGCCCAAAAAUUACAGUGCGAGAGGGAGAAGCAGAUCCUCAGAGAUGCCCAGGAUGCGGAGACCAAGAAGAUGUACGUGGAGAGACAGCAGUUGGUUGGGGAGAAGGAGACCCUCCAGCUGCAGUUGCAGCAGAGCAAGACAGCAUGCCUGAAUCUCAGGGUAAGGUAAAGGUAAAGGGACCCCUGACCAUUAGGUCCAGUCGUGGCCGACUCUGGAGUUGCAGCGCUCAUCUCGCUUUAUUGGCCGAGGGAGCCGGCGUCCAGCUUCCAGGUCAUGUGGCCAGCAGGACUAAGCCGCUUCUGGUGAACCAGAGCAGUGCACAGAAAUGCCGUUUACCUUCCCGCCAGAGCUGUACCUAUUUAUCUACUUGCACUGGUGUGCUUUCGAACUGCUAGGUUGGCAGGAGCAGGGACCGAGCAACGGGAGCUCACCCCGUCAUUGCGGGGAUUCAAACCGCCGACCUUCUGAUCGGCAAGCCCUAGGCUCUGUGGGUGAACCCACAGCGCCACCCGCGUCUCAGGGUAAUCUCAGGGUAAUAAGCCACAAUUCCGGCACUUAUCGCACGCCCGUUCCCUCUUCCAUUUUGGGAUAAUAAUUUUACCAUCCAACAAUAGCCCCGUUAUAACAAGAUCCAGCACCAAGGGCCUUCUGGCGGUUCCCUCCCUUCGAGAAGUGAGGUUCCAAGGAACCAGGGACAGGGCCUUCUCAGUGGUGGCGCCCUCCCUUCAGAUAUCAAGGAAAUAAGCAACUAUCUGACUUUUAGAAGACAUCUGAAGGCAGCCCUGUUUAGGGGGGUUUUAUUUUCAUGUCCUUUAUUAGGCGUAGCAAACCACACAUGAUCAAACAGACACUGUAUACAAAUUGUGCAAAAUACGAGCGCAACAUAAUGAGGUUUGUCCCCGUCAGAUCUUUAACUCCAGAGAAAAUUAAUUUGCAUAAAUAAUACAAUACAACAUUGCCGCAUCACCAAUCAACACCCUUUUGAGCCUAUUGUUUAGGGGUAAAGUGGGCUAAUGGAAUAAAUAUCGGGGCAAACGUUAUGGGUAGGUAUUGGGCAUAAAGAGAGGGGCCUGCUGUCGUGACGAGACCUGGGAGAGCUGGGUUCGAAUCUUCCCACUUAGCCACAAAACUCACUGGGUGUGAGCUUAGGGUCAGUCGCUCGCUCUCAGCCUACCUCGCCUGGUUGUUGUUGGGGAUCGAAAGCGCAGAAGCUCCACCAAACCCGGAUAAACGGAAGUGAGCAUGGAAGGGUUGGCAAGACGGUUGGUUGUUACCUGCCGGAGUUGGCAGAAGGGCCGGCGGGGAGCUUCCUGGGGGCCCAAAUGUGGCCCCUCGAAGCCUCUCCGCCCGCGCAGCUCUGCUGAAAUAUCGCAGGACUCUUUCAGAGGAGAUAUCGGGUUCUUUGCUUCGCAGGGGACUUCUUCGUUCCCCAGCAACCCGUUCAUGAGACCAGCGAGUCCCGUUUCGUCCGGCGGCACCAACACGAUGGGAGGCACUUGGAACACAGGGAGAGUCGUGAAUACUGCGGGUUCGGUUUCCAGCCCACAAAUCUUCCCCGGAAGAUCAGGUGCAGUCGUGCAGCCGAAUCCUGCCUCCCCGGGAAUACAAAUCAAUGCUGGUGAGUCAACCCACCCCACUUGGCUCCAUCCAUCCCCUCCAACGUUUCUCUUGUGAAAAUAGGGACGUCCUAUUCCAUCCCCUCCAACGUUUCUCCCGUGAAAAGAGGGACGUCCUAUUCCAUCCCCUCCAACAUUUCUCCCGUGAAAAUAGGGACAUCCUAUUCUAUCCCCUCCAACGUUUUUCCCCUGAAAAUUGGGUAAGUGGCCGGUUGCUCCUGUUCAGAAGGCGAAACCUUACCUCGGAACAUGUUUCCUUUGUGUUCCUUUAGAUCGAUUGAGAACUCUGGAGAACAAGAAACCCCCUUUGGAGAAUGGGAAUCUGCAGAACCAGCCGCCAGCUGUCCUCGCGGGACAACCCCCCAGGUCCUGUAGUGAAAAAAUGUGAUUUUAAUAUGUUCCUGGUCUAUGGGGCAGAGAGAAGGGGCUGAGCUACUGUUCUGUUGGGUUGCUGGAAAGUUUGGAUGCUUCAGGGUCAGAGCCCAGUAGAUAAGGUGUGGUGUCAAUAUGGGGGUGAUCCCAGGUUAUGGGGGCAGGCGGAUCAGGUCCCAGAUUUCAGAGAAUCAUGGGAUCAUAGAGAUAGAAGUCUAGUGUCCAGAUCAAGGGAAGUUGUAGUCCUUCUCUAUUCUGCCUUGGUCAGACCACACCAGGGAUACGGUGUCCAGUUCUGGGCAGCACAAUUUAAGAAGGAUGUGGACAAGCUGGAAGGUGGGCAGAGGAGGGAGACCAAGAUGUUCAAGGGUUCUGGAAGCCAUGCCUGAUGAGGAACGGUCGAAGGAGCUGAGGAUGUUCAGCUUGGAAAAGAGGAGACUUGAGAAGGAGAUAGAGAGCCUCUUCCAAUAUCUCAAGGGCUCUCUCAUGGAAGAGUGAGGAAGCUUGUUUUCUCCUGCUCCGCAGGGUACGACUCGAACCCGUGGCUCCGAGUUACAGGAAAGGAGAGCCUGACUCAACACCAGGAAGGGCCUUCGGGCGGUCAGAGCUGUUCGACCGUGGGAUGGCCUAUGAUUCUAUGUUCUCCAGAUCAGCCUUUCUCAACCUGUGGGUCCCCAGAUGUUGUUGGACUACGACUCCCAUCGCCGCUAGCUAGCAAGGCCAGAGCUCAGGGAUGAUGGGAGUUGUAGUCCGACAACAUCUAGGGACCCACAGCUUGAGAACCGCUGCUCUAGAUCUUAUAGAAUCACAUAUAGCUUAGGGCCCACCUGCUCGCCUGCUCCCUAAAAUAUCCCUGGUUUGCUCCUUUCUAUAUACAGGGUGCCUACAUUCUGCAUGGACUGGUUGCAGGGCAACAUGCGCAAAUGGCUUGAGAUACCUAUUAGGUCCAUAAAUGACCAUAUAGCAUAUGUUCAACACAAAAAACAGCGACAAUUUGUUGUGGACAAAGGACAGCUGGACAUAGAAAGGGCCCCAUUACCUCCAGUAGCUCAGGGCUUCAUCAAACCUAAAUAUGGCCCUGCAGAUGUGGGGGUUUUUUUUCCAGCUCCCCCACCCCACGAAGGAUGGGGAACAGCAGGAAAGUUUGUCUGUGUGUCUUUGUGGUUUGGGCUGUGCUGGAAGUGGGAGAUACAGAGGCAUGUCUCUCCCCGGGCUGGAUUCGAAACCGUGGCUUGGGGCGUUGGUGGAAACCUAAGGGGGAGGCAAGAUCUUCAUGCCGUGAGCCCCUCCAUUCCAUACUCAGGCUGUACAUUUGCAGAAAUAGAACCAUUAAUCCUAAAGUAGGGUUGCCAUAGGUGCGGAUUUUGCCAUAGGUCCGGAUGAUAGUCCUUGUUUGGAUGGGGGGCUUUUAUCCAUUUCCGCGGUCGCACAAUCCAUCCAUCAGUAGCUGAACUGGGUUCCGCACAGUCACAAAAACAAAUGAACCGAAAAAGCCUCAAAAACAAAAUAUGCAAAAUAAAGAGCAAAAACAAAAGUGCCUAACUUACUCCGUUCUGGAAAUCCGUUUGACUUCUGAAAUGUUCGGAAACCGAGACGCGGCUUAUGAUUGGUGCGGGCGCCCCGGAAACAAUAGCCGACAGCCACAUCAGAUGUUCAGCUUCCGGAAAACAUUCAGAAACCGGAACACUCACUUCUGGGUUUUGAGAACCAAGGCGUUUGAGAACCAAGGCACCAGUGUAUCCAAAUAUGUUUUUAAAUAUCAAUAGCCUACUGUAUAAACUCACUCCAAAUUUGAUUUCUUCCCGCCACAGCGGUUAAAGGAAACGGCGCCAGAGGCCUCCAGGAACAACACCUGGGAAUUAAGACUCGAUUGUUGGAAAGGGGAGAAUGCGGAGUUUGGAAAUUUCCCCACCUGGAGAUGCAUUUUGGACGGGACAAGGAAUCGAAGCGGAAAUGGACAUCAGCACUGAAUGGGGAAAACUGCCCUCUUGCCUGGUAUCUUCCCCGAAACCCUUGCUUCUUCUUGGCAACACAAGAAGAUGCCCAAUUUAAGAUGUCUUAUCCUAAAUGCAGCCGGUCCGUUUGGUUUGUUGUGUUUCGCAAGCAGCCAUUACUUUUUUUUUUUUUAAUGAUAUUUAUUAAAAGUUUAAAAAUUACAGAAAAAAGAAGAAAAAAAUAACAAUAAAAAAGAAAAAGAAUAGCAAAACAUAUAAAACAUAUAAAAGCCAUACAACAAUACAGCAAAAAACAAAAACAAAAAAGAAACUAAAACACACAUCCCGUAUUCCAUAUCUUUACCUUUCCUUUACUUGUUUCAUCGACCUCCUCACACCUCCCUUUUUUUGUAUUCUAGUUCAAUUCACUAUUUCAGCAAGUUCUUCCCAUCUUUCUCAAUUUUUAUUCUAUAGUUUAUCUUAACUGCCUAACCUUGAAUUUUUCCAAUUUAACCCAUUAUCAAUCAACUUUUACUUGAUUCUUUGUUGCAUUUCUACUAAAACCAUGUAACUUCAUUCCAGCAUCCUUCUAACACUCAUUCAUUUUGCAAUGUUUCUGUAAGUAUACUUUAAAUUUUUUCCAAUCUUCUUCCACCGACUCUUCUCCCUGGUCUCGAAUUCUGCCAGUCAUUUCCGCCAGUUCCAUGUAGUCCAUCAGCUUCAUCUGCCAUUCUUCCCUGGUGGGUAGAUCUUGUGUCUUCCAAUACUUUGCAAUGAGUAUUCUUGCUGCUGUUGUAGCGUACAUAAAGAAAGUUCUAUCUUUCUUUGGCACCAUGCAAGCAGCCAUUAUACCCAUAAAAAUAAUAAUAAUCGCUAUUAAUGAUGGUUUACCUUUCUACUCCCCAACCCCUUAGCGGAUCAUUCCUUUCCCUUUUCCCGAUCCAGUUUUGUCCCACGAAUCUGGAAAGCCCUAGCAAGAAAUUUAGAUGCUCUAAAAGCAGGCAUGUUCAAGAGUUUGAUCGCGAACCACUGGUUGAUUAUACCCCCAGCUAUCCCUCCCAGAAACGAAAGCUCAACAACUUAAAUCUGAGCAAAACGUGGUUUGAAAUUCAUACCCCGAAUUUUGCAACGCAGUUCCCCAACUGGCGGAUUCGUGCAAAAAAUGCAUUUGCUCCAGGAAAUUAUGCAUGGAGACGCAUCUGUUGGCAAAAGGCACACACAGAAAUGUGUUAUAUCUGUGGAGAUCUCCUGGGGGAAAUCUGUGUGUCUUAGGCAAAGUUGCAUUGAAAAGUUUUUCAAGGAGGGUUUUUGAAAAAAUAGCCGUCGUCCAAAAAUGACGUGCAGUUGUGGAGAACUGAGUCGGGGGGAGGAAAUGAGAUAGCAAAAUGAACCGACUGCCUUUCCUACCUUUCAGGGAUGUUGUGAUGAUAAAACAGGGUACCGUAUUUUUUGCUCUAUAAGACUCACUUUUCCCCUCCUAAAAAGUAAGGGGAAAUGUGUGUGCGUCUUAUGGAGCGAAUGCAGGCUGCGCAGCUAUCCCAGAAGCCAGAACAGCAAGAGGGAUCGCUGCUUUCACUGCGCAGCGAUCCCUCUUGCUGUUCUGGCUUCUGAGAUUCAGAUUUAUUUUUUUCUUGUUUUCCUCCUCCAAAAACUAGGUGCGUCUUGUGGUCUGGUGCGUCUUAUAGAGCGAAAAAUACGGUAUGUAAACGCCAUUUGUGUCCCCUGGCCCUGACUUUCUUCAUAAGAUUUGAAUGUAAACCACGAAUGCUUUCAACAACGGCAAAGCAAAGCUGUAAAUUCACCCUUUGGGCAGAGUUAAGUUGUUGCUGUCGCUUCUAGACAUUUCCUACAUUUUUGCAAGAGGCAGGGUGGCGUGCCUAUGUAUAAAUUUUGAUAUCAUGUACACAUUUAGGUAGGCCUAUAUGUAUAUAUAUCUCAGGAAAAAGGAGGCAUUAUUUAGCUUUCCCGGGAUAGACCUUGCUAGCAAGGAUGGUUGAAUAGAGCUCCCACGUUCAUGGCAGUCUAUCCCCAAUCACAUGAUGCUGACGAAACAUCCUUCAGAAAUGAGGGGAUCUGUUUCCUUUCCAGACAGUGCCGGAUUUACGUCUAUGCUAAACAAGCUCUCGCUUAGGGCCCCACUCUCUUGGGGGGCCCCCAAAAAAAUAAAGGGGGAAAAAACCCUGGAUGUACAUUUCCAAAAUAUAAGAUAAAAAGCAAAUAAAAUAAAACCUACAUGCAGCAACCGUGUUUUGUGUUGUGUGGGCUCCUAGGAGGUAAGUCAUGGGCCACGCCUGCUCCCUCAAAUAUCCCUGGUUUGCUCCUUUUUAUAUAUAGGGUGCCGACAUUCUGCAUGGACUGGUUGCAGGGCAAGAUGUGCAAAUGGCUUGAGAUACCUAGGGGUCCAUAAAUUGCCAUAUGGCAUAUAUUCAACCAAAAAAACAGCAGCAAUUUGUUGUUGACAAAGGACAGCUGGACAUACAGGUGAAACUCGAAAAAUUAGAAUAUCGUGGAAAAGUUCCUUGAUUUCAGGAAUUCAACUUGAAUGGUGAAACUAAUAGAUGAGAUCGACUUGUGACAUGCAAAGCAAGAUGUGCUUCUACUUCUCAGAGGUCCAAUCUUGCUCGAUUUGCAAUCCUUGUUUUGCUGAUUUCCUUGAAUAUUCUAAUUUUCUGAGAUGGUUGAUUUGGGGGUUUCACCAGCUGUACGCCAUGAUCAUCACAAUUAUCCCAAAUCAAGGCUUGACAUAUCUCGCUUUGCAUGUCACGAGUCUGUCUCAUAUAUUAGUUUCACCUUUCAAGUUGAAUUCCUGAAAUCAAGGAACUUUCCCACGAUAUUCUAAUUUUUCGAGUUUCACCUGUAUAAAGGGCCCCAAUACCUUCAGGAGCUGAGGGCCUCAUCAAACCUCAAUCUGGCCCUGUUUCCAGAUGUUGGAUUCCACCAGCCCCAAUGAUCAGGGACGAAGGGUGCUUGCAACAUCUGGAAAACUGCCGGUUCCUUGUUCCUGAUCUGAAAAGCAGCACUCCUUUCUGCAUGCAAGAAACAGAGGAAGGCCUUUUCGAUAACAGAGACGUUUCCUCCUGACAGAUGCAGACGAAUGCAGCUUCUUAAAUCAGGGAUGGGGGAAAACCUAUCAGCCAGUGGGGCUGAAGAGCAGGGAUUUCGGGCGCUGGAGUCUGUCAACAUCUGGAUGGUUUUUGUUUGUUUUUCAACCUGUCGCUCGAAACGCCAGCGGUUCCCCUGUUCGUAUUCCAACGCUUGUGAGCUUCCCGGCUGUCCCCUGUUGGAAACAGCGUCCUGGGCUGCGCAGUCACAAGGCUGCUUCCAUGGGCGGGAAAUAGUUGCUUGCAGAAAUAAGUUCUGUUUUCAGGGUUUGUUUGUUUAAAAAUAAAAAGAGCAAAGGCAUAGGCUGUGGAAAUAAAAGGUGUUUUCGAACCCA
Messenger RNA from Podarcis lilfordi (Lilford's wall lizard), 13453 nucleotides. The record is from the annotation of a GenBank genome assembly. Lineage: Eukaryota; Metazoa; Chordata; Lepidosauria; Squamata; Lacertidae.